AUGUCUCAAAAAGGCUGUAUUGAUUUGCUUUUGAAAGGCAGAAGAUACCAUUCAGAGCUUCUUGACUUUGGCACGUCCAGCAAUUCACGCAGCCUCUUACAAGGGAACAGCCACCUACACAAAUAUGUAUUGGACCACUCCAUACGCGAGCACCCUCUUUUAAAGAAGCUGAGAUUGGUUGCAUCAGCCCUUCCUGACAAACAACUGUGGGUGUCUUGUGAUCAGGCCCAAUUUGUGGCAAAUCUGAUCAGGGUUAUUGGAGCCAAAAAGGUAAUUGAGAUAGGAGUUUCUGCUGGAUACAAUACUUUAAACAUAGCUCUAGUCCUACCAGAAGAUGGCAAAAUUGUUGCCUGUGACAUAAAUGAAGAUUUGGCCAAUACUGGAAAGCCAUUGUGGAAAGAGGCCAGAGUGCUACAUAAGAUUGAUCUAAGGAUAAAACCAGCCAUUGAAACGUUAGAUGAACUUCUGGCAAACGGUGAAACUGGAACAUUUGACCUUGCUUUCAUCCAUGCGGACGAAGAGAGUUACGACGAUUACUACGAGAAAUGUUUGCGGCUUGUAAGAAAAGGGAGGAUAUUAGUUCUUGACAAUGUUUUGUUAUCAGGGAGAGUACUUAAACCAGGUAAAAGUGACCACACAGCCGAACACAUUCAUCAGCUGAAUGAAAAAAUCUUCCGUGAUCCACGUGUGAACAUAACACAAAACAGCUCCAGCCCAAAACUGGACGGCCGUGUCACCAGUCCUCGUAUCCUUGCACUGUUGCAACUCCCGGCUGAACGACGGUGCCCUGAUUUGUGGCUGUGCAAACUGUUACCGACAUAUGGAUUGACUUGGGUGCCAAUUAGCCAGCAGAAAAAACAUCCGUCAACCAAGGUGUUGCCGUGGGAGUGGAUCGGAAGCCUUUGUACAAUUUGGGAGCUUUGCCAGGUUUUUUAGGCCAGUUGUCUGCCCCUCUUCCCACACCCCAUUUGAGCAACAGAUUCUAAUGUAGAUUGUGGCAGCAGUGGCUUCAGGAGAUACAACUCAACAUGCAGACACAAGCUGAGGACGCCAGCUGAAGGACUAUUUUAUUGUAUCAAUUUACCCUACUCAGCACGUGGUUCCUGUUUGAGUUCCCUGAAACCAACUUAACAAGGAAAGAGGCGGAAGGGGCAGGACCAAACGAAAAAGGAGCUACAUACCCCUCACCCCUUUGUAACUGCAUGCAUGGCAACAAAGCAGUUCAUUCUGUUGCCUGCAGAAGACGCCUCUGAGUCUGGCUCUUGUAGGAUCCUGGGGGAAGGUUGCAUCAGCCUCUCGCCUCACCGCAGGAUGGGGUGGGGGGAGCAUUCAAGUUUAAGGACUGGUGUCUUCCCCAUUACCUAUCUGAGGUUAACUCGAGCUGACACCCUGUAUGUUUCUGUCCCAAGCGCUUCACAAAUGCUGCCCUUGUUCACUGGUAGUCUAAGGCACACCUUUCUUGCAAUGUCAGGGCUUCUGCAAUGCCCCUUUGUCAUCUUUAUUUGGGUCCUCUGAGAUUGUGCGCCCUGGGGAUGAGGACAUGUCAUUUAAAAAAUUGCAGCUUUUAAACUAUCAAUCCAUUGCUCUUCUUUUAGCUAAGUAGAACUGCAGUGCGGAUGGGGGGUAGGGGGGACUGGCCUUGAUCAGGAGGGCUCAGAGGAGCUAUGACUGGCAUCUGAUAGAAGUCCUCUUGCAAUCCAAAGAUACUGUUGCCUGAACUGCAGUGCAUACAGGUAGUCCUCAUUUAGCAACUGCCUCAGACAGUGACUGUUCACAGUUAUGAGGAUGAUGAAAAAGUAACU
This is a messenger RNA of Python bivittatus (Burmese python), 1802 nucleotides long. The record is from RefSeq and is a predicted model, not a curated record. NCBI's taxonomy places the organism in Eukaryota, Metazoa, Chordata, Lepidosauria, Squamata, Pythonidae.